CAAUAAAGGGCCAGAUGGCUGUGCUGCCCAAUUUAUACACAGGCCUCACGGGAGAAACACUGUCAGCUCCUUCUCCAAAGUCAGCACGUGGACCUGACCCCUCCUCGGUAUUUAGCCCUGUUGGCAGUUAGCAGAGCACCAAGACUUGUCCCGUCUUUAAGGAGCAGCCAUUUCUAGAGUCAGAUCAGCCAAGAGUGCAGAGAGCCGGACUCAGGAUCAGAGGAAACAUGAGCAACCCUCAGCCUUUGGAGGAGGAGGUAUACGACAUGUCAGGCGCCCGCUUAGCCCUGACACUGUGCGUCACCAAAGCCCGGAAAGGUUCGGAGGCAGACCUGGACGCCCUGGAACGCAUGUUCCAGCAGCUGGGAUUUGAGAGCACCAUGAAGAGAAACCCCACCGCUCAGCAAUUCCAGGAAGAGCUGGAAAAUUUUCAGCAGGCCAUGGACGCCCGGGAUGACUUCAUCAGCUGUGCUUUUGUGGUGCUCAUGGCACAUGGGCUGGAAGGUCGCCUCAAAGGAGAGGAUGAGAAGCUGGUUGAGCUGGAAAACCUUUUCGAGGUUCUGAACAACAAGAAUUGCCGGGCCCUGAGAGCCAAGCCGAAGGUGUACAUCGUGCAGGCCUGUCGAGGAGAACACAGGGACCCCGGUGAAACAGUAAGUGGAGACAAUAUCGUGAUGGUCGCCAAGGACAGUCCCCAAACCAUCCCAACGUACACGGACACCCUCCACAUCUACUCCACCGUGGAGGGGUACAUCGCAUACAGACAUGACAAAGAGGGCUCCUGCUUCAUCCAGACUCUGGUUGACGUGUUCACAGAGAGGAAAGGACCCAUCCUGGAGCUUCUGACAGAGGUGACCCGGCGAAUGGCAGAAGCAGAGCUGAUUCAGGAAGGAAAAGCAAGGAAAGUGAAUCCCGAGAUCCAAAGCACCCUUCGGAAACGGCUCUAUCUGCAAUAGAAAUACAAAGGGCAAGGAGGGGCUGUCUUUCAAGUGCUCUCUCUGCCCCACAGAUAUUUAGAGGCAGCUCUUACCCCAUCCCUAAAAUCUUUUCUUCUCAAGGCCAAGUAGCACCCAGCCCCCUCUUUCAUCACACUCCUCAAACAGAUCCUCCUUCCAUCUGUCCCUGUCCUUCUUAAAGCAAGCCAGCUAAAACAUAGUACAAGGGCACAGCAAUAAUAUCACCUUCUUCAGGCUGGAAUCUCUAUCUCUAUUAAUGCAACCUAAGAGUACAUUCACUUCUCCUAGUUUCUGCUCCUAUCUUCAACUGAAACCCUUUCUUUCUCCUAUUGAUUACACCUAGGCAAAUGUUACUGGAUAAAGCUCAAGAUACUCUACUGAUAAACCAAUGUCCACUUGCCCCCUCCCAUCCCAAUCAAACUUCCACUGGCUCCUGAAUCUCACUUGGAAUGAUAACCUCCUCUUAAGAACUAUAUCCAUUUCCAUCUCCCAGAGAUUCCCUCCCUACCCCUGGAAAUUCAGUAAGGCAAGAAUCAUUCUCUUUCCAAGACUCCUCUUCCUUAGCAAAAUGGUGCCUUGACAUGAUUCUCCUUUUAGCUUAUGGGCUCUCUGGCUAAUGGAGCAGUUUCACUUUUUCUGAGUCUCUCCCUACUAACUAAUGCCUCCAAAGGCCCUGGACUCAGCCUUCUCUCCAAGAAAAUCCAUCCAUGUAUUCAUUCUCAAGGCUUCACUUUUAACCAGUCUGAAUCAGAGAAUGUUGGAGCUAUGUCAAAUCCUCUAAAGUCACCUUCUUACUUUUCAGACAGUAAGAUAGAGACCCAGAGAGGUUAAAAGGCUUGUCAAAUGCCACACAGGUAGUCAGUAGGAGGGUCAAGGUCUGGCUUCCAGCCCAGCCCCCUUGCCACUGCCUGCUAAGUCUUGAACCAUCAAAACACUUUUCUUAAUUUUUUUAAUGUUUAUUUAAUUUUGAGAGGGGGGGACAGGGGAGGGGCAGAGAGAGAGGAAGACACAGAAUUUGAAGCAGGCUCCAGGCUCUGACCUGCAGCACAGAGCCUGAUGCAGGGCUCAAACUCACAAACCAUGAGAUGAUGACCUGAGCCAAAGUCAGAUGCUCAACCGACUGAGCCACCCAGGUGCCCCAAAACAUUUUCUAAUUAGAGGAACUUUCUAAGAAAAGUUUUCUCUACUUGGAGAUAGGAGCUCCUUGGAAGACCUACAAGCCCUCAAUACCCAAUGGUCAAGGCUACCUGCAUGGGAUUCCAGCACUGGGCUGGAAUUUGAACCAGAUCUCUGCCUGCCAAGUGUAUGAUUCAUGUCUCCCCAUCUCCAGCCUUGACCUUCCCUACUGAAAUAACCUGUGGGCACAUCUGCCAUUAUUGGAAAUUCAUGGUUAGAGAUGAGUCUUUUCUUCCAGUUCCUCCUCCAAGUGUUCCCUGGAACCCUCACCCCAGACCCCAGGUUCAGAAUUCUGCAGUUACCUCACACUCUCCUCUUCUUGCACCCUUCAUAUGCCACCAGGCACCGUGUCCAGCACAGCUUGACUUUGAAACCGUUCUCACAUCUGUCUUCUCUUCCCUUACAAGUCACUCUUGAGGCUCAAGUCCAUCCUCUGUGUCUGCAUCUUUUUACCACCUUCCUUCUUUGCCUCUAUGCCUGCCCAUCUCACCCUAUCUCUGCCCUCCAUCUACAAUUCACCUGCCUGGAAUGCUCAAGAACACACAAUGGUGCCCCAUCAUUUAGAUAUCAAGGCCAAAUCCCACAUCCUGAUUUCUCACACGCUUACAAUUCCCCUUUGUACCAGCAAUCAGCUAAACUCCUCUCUCACCUCCCCCAGUGUGAAUUCACUCCUCCAACACAAAUGUCCCUUUACUCAUUCCUGUUUCUGAGGCUUUGCUAUCACCAUUUCACUAACCAGGUGCCCUUUCUCUCCCUUCACUCCCUUUCCACUACCUCCCACCCAUACAUAUUCCAAAGAACCAUUCCCAACAUUCUUUAUAGUUUAUUCUCCACUCUCACCCAGGAUGAGACACUGAUGAUUACAAGACUGAGGGCGGGAAGAAGUCUUAGAUCAACAUAAUGGAGGUUCAAUAAACAGAUGUCAAACUAUAAAA
This is a messenger RNA of Neofelis nebulosa (Clouded leopard), 3067 nucleotides long. It is a transcript of the gene CASP14, whose product is annotated as caspase 14. Bases 228 to 956 code for a protein of 242 amino acids. Gene Ontology annotation, molecular function: cysteine-type endopeptidase activity. The transcript is spliced from 7 exons. The record is from RefSeq and is a predicted model, not a curated record. Gene Ontology annotation, biological process: proteolysis. NCBI's taxonomy places the organism in Eukaryota, Metazoa, Chordata, Mammalia, Carnivora, Felidae.